UAUGGUCAACAAACGCUUGCUCCUACAAACACUUCAUCUUCAAUUUCUCCUCCUCCAGCCAGGAACUAUGGCAACAUGUCAUGUUGUGUUCUUCCCUUUCAUGGCUUACGGCCACAUGAUUCCGAUGGCCGAUAUGGCCGUACUCUUCGCCUCUCGCAGCCUACGAACUACCAUCGUCACCACCUCAUCAACUGCACACCGGCUCUCCAAAUCAAUCCAGAAAACCAUCAACUACACUCACCAAAUCGCUCUUCAUACCAUCGAAUUCAAACCGAACAAAGCCGGUUUACCUCUGGUCAUCGAUAACCCCGAUCAGAUUAUUACUAAUGAAGACCUAUCCAGAUUGUUGGAGGCCAUCACAACGCUUCAAGAGCCAUUUGAACAAUUCAUUGAAAUAUCCCAACCGAAUUGCAUAGUUUCGGACAUGUUCUUUCCAUGGACAACUGAAACCGCAGCCAGAUUUAACAUCCCCCGAAUCGCUUUCAAUGGAACCGGGUUCUUCCCGUUGUGUGUUGCGAACGCGAUGCUACUUUACCAGCCUACGGUUUCGUCUGAUUCGGACCCUUUUGUUGUCCCUUAUGUUCCUCAUGAGAUCAAGUUAAAGCGAAAACAAUUGCCUCAAAUUGAUUCUGAAGAAUGUAAAGUGUUUUUGAAGGUGAUCAUACAAGCUGUAGAAGCAGAAGCAAAGAGUUAUGGAGUUAUUAUCAACAGUUUUUACGAGCUUGAACCGGAGUAUGUUCGCCAUUAUCGUGAAGUUUUAAAGAGAACAGCAUGGCACGUAGGGCCGGUUUCGUUAUGGAGCAAGAAUACGGAAGAUAAGCUCGAAAGAGGGAAGAAAUCCGCAAUCAAUGAACACCAAUGUUUGAAAUGGUUGGAUUCAAAGGAACCAAAUUCCGUUAUUUACGUAAGUUUUGGUAGCAUGGUGAAGGUUCCCAGCUCGCAACUUUACGAGAUCGCUAUGGCGUUAGAAGCCUGCGAUGAGAACUUCAUUUGGGUUGUGCGGAACGAUCAAGAAGCUAUGAUUCCGGACGGAUUUGAGGCACGGAUUACGGCGAAAGGGAAAGGGUUGAUAAUAAAGGGGUGGGCGCCGCAAGUGUUGAUUCUUGAUCAUGAAUCGGUUGGCGGGUUUGUAACACACUGCGGGUGGAACUCGGUGUUGGAAGGUGUUUCCUGUGGGGUGGCGAUGGUGGCAUGGCCGGUCAUGGCGGAGCAGUUUUAUAAUGCAAAAUUGGUGACAGAUAUUUUACAAAUCGGAGUUUCGAUUGGUGAUGUAGAGUGGAGUGCGGCUUCCAUGUGCGAUGGGGUGAAGCAGGAGACGAUCCAGAGGGUGGUGACCACGGUGAUGGGAGUGAAAGAAGGUGAUGCGAUGAGAAUGAGAGCUCGAGAACUGAAAGAGAAAGCAAAAACGGCUGUUGAAGAAGGUGGAUCAUCGUAUUCAGAUUUGACUACGUUUGUUGAGGACAUAAAUGCAUUUAGGAACGUAAACUGCCCCACUUUUUAGUACUCGAGAUAAGCUCAGCUGGAAUCGACCAGAGCGUAAAUGAGAGUUUGAUAGGAAAUAAGCUCAUUUAAUAAACAAGUACUAGUGUUAUUUAUGGAACUUAUAGUUCAUGGGAGUUUAUUAUAUAUAAUUUAUCUAAUG
Helianthus annuus (common sunflower) is the source of this 1642-nucleotide messenger RNA. Its product is annotated as scopoletin glucosyltransferase-like. The transcript has a single exon. Gene Ontology annotation, molecular function: UDP-glycosyltransferase activity. Bases 2 to 1501 code for a protein of 499 amino acids. Lineage: Eukaryota; Viridiplantae; Streptophyta; Magnoliopsida; Asterales; Asteraceae. The record is from RefSeq and is a predicted model, not a curated record.